This is a messenger RNA of Anoplophora glabripennis (Asian longhorned beetle), 1282 nucleotides long. RefSeq names its product gustatory receptor for sugar taste 64b-like. Gene Ontology annotation, biological process: sensory perception of taste. The record is from RefSeq and is a predicted model, not a curated record. The coding region runs from base 1 to 1236 and encodes 411 amino acids. NCBI's taxonomy places the organism in Eukaryota, Metazoa, Arthropoda, Insecta, Coleoptera, Cerambycidae. The transcript is spliced from 5 exons. Gene Ontology annotation, cellular component: membrane.
AUGGCUUUAUAUCAAGAUAAAGUUGUAUUCCGGUUUAAUAGUGUUUAUGAUUCUGUUAAUAUGAAAACUUUUUACUGGUACUUUCGUCCAGUGGCAAUUAUUUUAAAAAUGUUUGGUGUUUUCCCCAUACAAAAUGUUACAACAUUGGACACAUCACAUCUACAAUUUCGAUUUUUUAGUUGUUCUUUCUUGUAUUCCCUAAUAAUAUUUUGUCUCUACGCUUCUAUAAUUUGUUUCAUUUCAGGUUUUAUAUUAUAUAAUCCUGAAACAGAAAAGUAUCUUACUUAUGUUGUAUGUUCUAUAACUGGCAGAUCCAUUAUUUCUUAUCUUUUUUGUUUUCGUAAGUACCGAGAAUUACCAAGGCUGAUACGUCUUUUAGAUACAUUCGACCAAAAAAAGAACAAAAUUUUAAUCACUUAUUCUACUGGAAAGUACACAAUGCUUUAUCAGACUGUAAUUUCAAAAUCAGCAGCAAUAGUAGGACUUGCUCUUUCAUCGUAUCAUUCAUCUGAAUUAAUUAGAAGCAUAUUAUCCCCCACUAUUAAGGAAAUGUACAUUAGUUCGCUGGUAUCCGUGUUUUUCAGUUUUUUGACCACAUGGCAACUUUAUCCAUCUUUUCUAUAUAUUUAUUUUGCAGUGAAGAUCAAAUGCAAUUUCCAAGAAAUCAAUAAGACAUUGGAACUACGUAACAUUACGCACGAUUACUUUAACACAGUCAUCAAAUAUGAUUCAGACACACACCAAACACUUGCAGAUGUUCGGACAUUACAUAACAUGUUAUCCGAGUGUGUUCACGAGCUUGGAAAAUGUUAUGGAACCUACAUCGCUAUAGAUCACCUAUGCAUGAUAGUUUUUCUCGUGUUAAGUAUCAGCGUAUUUUUAUAUGAAAGCAACCAUGACAUACAUUUACUGUUUCUGACACUCGGACAUGUAGUCAUUUUAAUGAACACAAUCUUUACAUCGGAAUCUUUAAAGGAAACUGGUUCCGAAGUCAUUAACUUACUGCACGGCAUACCUUCUACGGCUAUAUCUGAAAAAUGCCAACUGGAGAUAAACGUGUUCCUAACUCAGCUAGUUGCUCGACCAAUCCAGGUUUCCGCAGCGGGAUAUUUCAUUCUUGACAAAAAUCAAACACUUGCUAUCAUGUCUGCCGUUGCUACUUACAUAAUUGUAGUUGUGCAAUUUGUACAAACAUCACCGCCCUGCAAUUUGACGAAUGUAACAUCAAUAAAAUAGUAUCUAGAAAAACAUACUAUAUUAGUCUAAAACAGUUGUAUGAUAU